AUGGAAAGCUUCCGAGCUUCCGAUUCCGAUUCCGAUUCCGAAGCGGGAAGCGGUCAUCGGACGAAGCUUCCGUGCUACAGAGAAAACUGUAAUGGAGGAAAUGGUGGCCAAGUGGCUACACUGACACACUGGUUGACGAUGGUGAACCACAACAAUGGCGAGCGCAACACUGAUGUUGAUUCUCGCCUCCGGCAGAAAGAGCAAGAUAAGCUCUUGUUCCAUGACUUUCUAGGCUCCAAGACUGCAAUUUUAGCAUCCACUUCCAUGGCAGACCAUAGAACACCACCUGAUAAGGCGGCUAGACCGGCGAUGACUCUCUCGACGGCUUCCGCUUCCUCCGCCGGUGGACGUGGAGGUCUCUCCUCAACCUCCGAUCUCGUUGAAAGAAAAGGCGGCGGAGGGAAUCAUCUUGAUGCGUUACAGUUGCUUGGAUCAAGAAGCGAGGUUUCUGGCUCAAUCAUGACCAAUCGAUUUUCCGGAAACAAGAGAAGUAGCUCGGAUUCACACUUCACGACUCAAGAUCAACCAGAGACUCUGCAUUGGUCCAAGUUGCUUAGAAACGGACCUGGAAGCCUCUCCAUGAAUGUGAAUCCUUUGGCAAACCAACCUCCACGAGGAGGAGGACAGAUCAGUCAUUUGCUUCAUCAGCUGUCUACAAGCAGGUUCAAGGAUGAAAACAUGGGCCAAUCAGUUAUCGCUCAGACAGCUGCAGAUGAAGGUUCGAGAACCGGGAUGAAAGGUUCUGGUAUCUCGACUUCUUUUACAAUGCCAAACCCGAACAAGCUCGAAUGUCUUGCGCCUUCAAGUACUGGAAAUCGGAAAGACUUGACGUCUAAUACUAAGCAAAUGACAAUCUUCUAUGGCGGUCAAGCUCAUGUCUUUGAUGAUGUUCACCCAAACAAGGCGGAUGUGAUAAUGGCCUUGGCAGGAUCAAGUGGAGGCUCAUGGUCUACAGGUUUGUCGCAGAAACCGAAGACGAUGAUGAACAACACAAGCGACGGUCCAUACAAACUAGGCCACAUGUAUGAAGGAGGCAGCUCUAGAGAAACACUGUUUUUGGCCCCAGAGUUUCGUCCAAGGCCAGGUCAUCAAGCCAACUUUACACGACCAGGUAGAGAACAUCAGGGUAGCAUCAUCUCAAGGGGACGGGAUACCAGAGAUCCGGUUCACAUAUCAGACCCUGAAAAGAAGCCACGUGAUUAA
This is a messenger RNA of Microthlaspi erraticum, 1203 nucleotides long. NCBI's taxonomy places the organism in Eukaryota, Viridiplantae, Streptophyta, Magnoliopsida, Brassicales, Brassicaceae. The record is from the annotation of a GenBank genome assembly.